CUGUCCCCCACAACACCCACAAGCCUGAGAAGUCUGGAUCAGUCUGGACAAUUCGACCUCCUAGCCCCCUGCCCCGCCCCCAGGUGUCUAGCCGGCUGCCUGAUUCCUGGGCCCUAGGCCCCUCCCACAAUGCCUGUCGCUGGCCUCCUCCUCUGGGCUUCCCUACUGACUGGGGCCUGGCCAGCCACCCCAACCCAGGACUACCUCCCGGCCACGCCCCGGGUCCGGCUCUCAUUUAAAGAGCUUAAGGCCACAGGCACGGCCCACUUCUUCAACUUCCUGCUCAACACAACUGAUUACCGAAUCCUGCUCAAGGACGAGGACCACGACCGCAUGUAUGUGGGCAGCAAGGACUACGUGCUGUCCCUGGACUUGCAUGACAUCAACCGCGAGCCCCUCAUUAUCCACUGGGCAGCCUCCCCACAGCGCAUUGAGGAGUGCGUGCUCUCAGGCAAGGAUGGCAACGGUGAGUGCGGGAACUUCGUCAGGCUCAUCCAGCCCUGGAACCGAACACACCUGUAUGUGUGCGGGACCGGCGCCUACAACCCCAUGUGCACCUAUGUAAACCGCGGCCGCCGUGCCCAGGCCAUGCCCUGGACCCAGAUGCAGGUGGUCAGAGGCCGAGGCAGCAGAGCCACCGAUGGUGCCCUCCACCCGACGCUCACAGCCCCACGCCAGGAUUACAUCUUCUACCUGGAGCCUGAGAAACUCGAGUCAGGAAAGGGCAAGUGUCCCUACGACCCCAAGUUGGACACAGCCUCAGCCCUUAUCAACGAGGAGCUCUAUGCGGGUGUGUACAUCGACUUCAUGGGCACCGACGCCGCCAUCUUCCGCACGCUUGGGAAGCAGACGGCCAUGCGCACGGAUCAGUACAACUCCCGGUGGCUCAAUGACCCUUCAUUCAUCCACGCCGAGCUCAUCCCUGACAGCGCCGAGCGCAACGACGACAAGCUCUACUUCUUCUUCCGUGAGCGGUCCGCAGAGGCACCGCAGAGCCCCGCCGUGUAUGCCCGCAUCGGGCGGAUCUGCCUGAACGAUGACGGCGGCCACUGCUGCCUGGUCAACAAGUGGAGCACAUUCCUGAAGGCAAGGCUGGUCUGCUCUGUGCCAGGCGAGGAUGGCAUCGAGACCCACUUUGACGAGCUCCGUGAGCACCCGGCAGGCGGGCGGGGGCCUAUGGCUACUGCAGGGGAUGGCGGCCAGAUGGGUGGUCAGGGGAAGCCUGGUGCCCCCCACCCAGGAGUGGGCAGGGCCUUGGUGCUCGUGGUACCCUCCCAGCCCCCUCUCCUUCUGUCCCCAGAGGAUGUGUUUGUCCAGCAGACCCAGGAUGUGAGAAACCCAGUCAUUUACGCUGUCUUUACCUCCUCGGGCUCUGUGUUCCGAGGCUCUGCCGUGUGUGUCUACUCCAUGGCUGACAUUCGCAUGGUCUUCAAUGGUCCCUUUGCCCACAAGGAAGGCCCCAACUACCAAUGGAUGCCCUUCUCAGGGAAGAUGCCCUACCCACGGCCCGGCACGUGCCCUGGUGGAACCUUCACGCCAUCCAUGAAGUCCACCAAGGACUAUCCUGAUGAAGUGAUCAACUUCAUGCGCACCCACCCACUCAUGUACCAGGCUGUUUACCCUCUGCAGCGGCGGCCCCUAGUGGUCCGCACAGGCUCUCCUUACCGUCUCACCACUGUUGCUGUGGACCAGGUGGAUGCAGCCGAUGGGCGCUAUGAGGUGCUUUUCCUGGGCACAGACCGCGGGACAGUGCAGAAGGUCAUUGUGCUGCCUAAGGAUGACCAGGAGAUGGAGGAGCUCAUGCUAGAGGAGGUGGAGGUCUUCAAGGACCCAGCACCUGUUAAGACCAUGACGAUCUCUUCCAAGAGGCAACAACUGUACGUGGCCUCAGCCGUGGGCGUCACACACCUGAGCCUGCACCGCUGCCAGGCAUAUGGGGCCGCCUGUGCUGACUGCUGCCUUGCCCGGGACCCUUACUGUGCCUGGGAUGGCCAAGCCUGUUCCCGCUACACAGCAUCCUCUAAGAGGCGGAGCCGCCGGCAGGACGUCCGGCACGGGAACCCCAUCAGGCAGUGCCGUGGGUUCAAUUCCAACGCCAAUAAGAAUGCCGUGGAGUCUGUGCAGUAUGGCGUGGCAGGGAGUGCAGCCUUCCUUGAGUGCCAGCCCCGCUCGCCCCAGGCUACCGUUAAGUGGCUCUUCCAGCGAGAUCCCAGUGACCGGCGCCGAGAGAUGCGUGCAGACGACCGCUUCCUGCGCACGGAACAGGGCUUACUGCUUCGCGCCCUGCAGCUUGGUGAUCGCGGCCUUUACUCCUGUACAGCCACCGAGAACAACUUCAAGCAUGUCAUCACACGAGUGCAGUUGCAUGUACUGGGCCAGGACGCCGUCCAUGCUGCCCUCUUCCCACCCCCAGCUGUGAGCGUCCCACCUCCCCCAGGUGCCGGGCCCCCCACAGCCCCUUACCAGGAGCUGGCCCAGCUCCUGGCCCAGCCAGAAGUGGGCCUCAUCCACCAGUACUGCCAGGGCUACUGGCGCCAUGUGCCCCCCAGUCCCAGGGAGGCCCCAGGGGCACCCAGGCCUCCUGAACCCCAGGACCAGAAAAAACCCCGGAACCGCCGCCACCACCCACCGGACACAUGAGGCCUGCUGUCUGAGCCCUGCGAUGGGCCGGCCUAGUCCUCGUCCCUUUUAAUAUAAAAGAUAUAUAUAUAUAUAUAUACAUAUAUAUAUAUAUAAAAUAUCUAUAUUCUAUAUACACCCUGCCCCUGCAAAGACAGUAUUUAUUGGUGGGUUGUAAAUAGCCUGCCUCAGUGGCAGCAUCAUCCAAAACUAGACCCAGGCUGGUCAGAGACGGCAGAAAACGGAGCCCACCUAACCAGGCCCGGUCAGUUGGCCGGGCUGGGCCAGGACCACACAGUCCCCAGGCUCAGCUGGGAGUCUACCUGCUUGACAGCCACCGCCAGGAUCUACAGGACACAGGGAAGGAGCAAUCUCUACCUGGAUGGGGCACGGACUGUACACCUUUGCCCAUGUGUGCCGUUGGCAUACAUGUGGAUGUGAGGACUGCUUUGGAGACCGGGGGUGGGGGUGAGGGCUCAGAUGCGCUCAGAGAAGGGAAGAAGGGGCUGGCACAGGAUGCCAGCCCCUGCCUGGGAGAGGGGCACUCAGUCAAGGCCAGCCCUUUCCUGGGUAUUUAUUCUCUAUUUAUUGGGGACAGGAGAAGAGGAGCCCUGCCUGGGUGGGGCAGCCCCUCCAGCCCCUCCUUCCCUCCCUGCCUGGCCACUCUACCUCCUCUUUGCUUUCUCCAUGCUGCUGUGAUGCAGGGGCUGGGAGAAAAGCAGAGGGGCCAGGCUCAGGCAGCGCUGAGGGGAGAGAGGGUCAUGGUGGAGGCCUGGGGCCUACAGGGGCUUCCCAGGGCUCCCUUCUGCCCACCACUUCAGAUGAUGGGUGUAAAUAGCUCUGGGGGCAGUUGGGUAGGUGGGUGGGGGCUCCUGGCAGCCCUCUGCUGUCCAGGCCACACCUGCCCUUGGGUUCCAUCUUGCUAAUAAACACUGGCUCUGGGACUGGACUUUGGCUUUCUCCUUGGCAAAGGAGGGAGGACGGGGGUUCAGCCCACACCCAGAUUCUGUCCCUCCUGCCCCCCCCACAAUGUGGCUUGACCACCAGUUCCCCCACGGUCUUUUUUGCAAGCCCAGCAUCCAUUCACUCAAUUGUUUGAUCAUUCGUUCACAUUGCUUUCUCACCUGGCUUUGUGUCUUGCCAGGAACUCAGGACUCAGAAUUGGCAAGACAAAUCCACAGCCUUUACAGUUCAGCUGCCCCUGCCCUGGGAAUCAACAAAAUUCCCAUUCUUCCUGCA
Kogia breviceps (pygmy sperm whale) is the source of this 3858-nucleotide messenger RNA. It is a transcript of the gene SEMA3F, whose product is annotated as semaphorin 3F. Gene Ontology annotation, molecular function: semaphorin receptor binding; chemorepellent activity. Gene Ontology annotation, cellular component: plasma membrane. Gene Ontology annotation, biological process: neural crest cell migration; axon guidance; negative chemotaxis. NCBI's taxonomy places the organism in Eukaryota, Metazoa, Chordata, Mammalia, Artiodactyla, Physeteridae. The record is from RefSeq and is a predicted model, not a curated record.